AUGUGGACCGAAUGCAAGAACGAAGAACAUACACGAUUUCGUUCAUGUGCACAAUCGCAGAAUAUUGAUUCCAAUGAUAAUGUAACAAUUGACAAUCCUUUAUCAACUCCUUGUGAAGUGGAAAAGGUGGAAACUGAACGACAAUUUUGUUUCACACCAAAAAAGAAUAAAAAUAAAGAACAAAAGUCAACUAAUUCAAAUCCAUUUAUGAUCGAAGAGGAAAUUAUAGCGAAUUAUUUGAAACGGCCAAAGAAUAAUCUUGAAUCAAUUAGAGUGAUGGAGAUUCUUCUACUUGGCAAUGCAGUCACGGAAUAUCCGUUUAAUUACCGUACUGGUAAACUAAAUCAAUUCGUCGGAUUCGGUAUGCCACGUUCACCGCCACCAACUAAUGGUCCAUUUAUAUACGGUUCUAUAUGGGCAUCAUGGUCAGCAUGGUCAUUCUGCGUGAACAAAGUACGUGUACGUGUACGAGCAUGCAACACAGUUCGAGGAUUUUCCUGUCUUGGUAAAAAACAGGAAUUUAUGGAGUGUGACUUGGAUUACGUGCAACCGGCGGUGCAUGAAUCCGAUUAUGCAGCUGUGGACCCGUGGGAGGAGGACCGAAAGGAAGCUAUGAAGCAACUUUACUCUCAGCAGUAUUUGCCAGAUGAGUUAGAAAAGAACAAUUCAGGGAAAAACAAAAUAAAAUUUGCUCCGCAUGGAUCGGAGAUUCGUCGACGUGAACGAAUGCGAAUGGCGACAAAGGGAGUUGAUGGCGACCAGACCGGAUCACAUAAACGAACAGGAAAUGAGGAACAAACAACUUCAAUAUUGAAUACAGAAAAUUCCAACGCUAAGCAAAGAGGACAAUCAUUACUAUCGUCACCGCUUGCGGAAAUUACCACGCGUGCACCGUUCCUAACCGAUGCCAAACUAGAACGAAGUAAUCAACAGCAACAAGUUCCUUCAUCUAUCGAUCAAACACCGGUGCACUCGGUGAGACAGUCUCCUGUGGCAUCAGAAUCAUCACUCUUACAAUCAGUUCAUCAUGCACCUCAAGUUUCUCUUUUACCUCAGUCGAGUCCACCACAAUCACCAGAUAAACCUGAGCAAGUCGAACGAUCGGUGCUUUUUACAGCAACAGAAAGAAUUUUAAUCGAUCAAACAGAAGAUCAGGUAGUUUCUUCGAAAGGACAAGAAGUGGUUGUCCCUGCACCUCCAAAAAUUUUGGUAUGGAUGCCACCUGGCAUCACUACUUGGGUCGCACAAGAGACCUCUAACAAUAAUACUAAAUUUCCUGACUUCAGUACAACAACUCCCAAUAUUUAUAUGCUGAAUCUUAUUGCGUCUGAAUCUUCCGUACCACAAGACAGUAAAAUAGCAACGGGAUCGUCGUCAACCUCACUACCACCGUCAUCACCUACAACACCAACAACGACAAAAAUGCCGGAAAUAGAAGUGAAAAUUCCAUCUGAUUAUCAGUCUUCCAUACGAGUACCAGUAGCCAAAGCACUAAUCCCGGUGAACACUUCCGAGAAAACUAUAAGAAAUAAUAAGUUUCCCGAUAAAAACUCACAAUUUGUACAUCCGAGAUCGAAUACGACACAGGCAGGAUUUAAAACUUUAGAAGCUCACUCGAGUCCCUUGAAUCAGAAUGAUGGAAUAUUAUUAAAGAAGUUCGAUCAACUUUUAGGAGAAGAUCGACAAGGAGCAUCAUCUUUCGAUAUAUUACCGGAGCAGAACAUCGAAGGCAGUAGCAAUUGGAGGUAUGCUCCACGACUAGAAUCACAGCUAUCAACUUCUGAACCGAAGACGUACGUCGUCGAUCAGUCACGCAUGACACUGCAGGAUGGCGAAGUUGAUUUUAAUAAGGCAAAAGAUAGUGAUAGAGCUGCUGCUGAUAAAGCAUUGGAUUUACUAUUGAAAGCAAUUUCCUCUGAUGAUAUCGAUGAACCGAACAAGAAAUUAUUGCCCAAUAAGAAUUCAUAUUUUGAUCAGCCAAGCAGUAAGGAAACAGAAUUGGAUGAAAUGAGAGAAAAAGUGGAAAGUCUAGAAAAAGCUAUGAAAGCCAUGGAGGAAACAUUAGGCGGAAAUAAUAAGGUUGAAGCGUAUCGAAAAGCGAUGAAUCUAAAUUUAGUACCGAGAGGACCGUCAACAUCAACUUCCUUUCCGACAACAGCGCCAACAGUUAUCGAUCAAUCGAGGAUAUUUUUAGUUGCAAUGAAUGAUAAUGCUACAUCAAAUUGGUCAGAAUGGACCGACUGGCAACGAUGUUUUUGUGGAAAACAAAUUCGAACACGAAUAUGUCAUUAUGAAACGUCAUUUCUUGUAAAAGGAUGCAAGGGCAAAAGUUACGAAUCACGUCCGUGCAAUGAACGUAAUCAUUGCCCGACGACAACACCGUCAUCACCAACUACAAUACUACCCAUUUCAACAAGCAUUGAAUCAAAAUUUAGGCGAUCACCAUUACAUCAGCCGCUUUCUAUUGCUGUUAUGCAAAAAGCAAAUGAUAUAAGAAUGAAAUAUUUUAUAGCUUAG
This is a messenger RNA of Acanthocheilonema viteae, 2517 nucleotides long. Lineage: Eukaryota; Metazoa; Nematoda; Chromadorea; Rhabditida; Onchocercidae. The record is from the annotation of a GenBank genome assembly.